AUAUACAGGACGACUGUCGUCAAUCUCACACUCCGGGAAACAUGUGGCUCUCAACAAGCAGUGUGUCGCUAGCUGUGACAGUCCUGGUUUAUAUGUUAUGUCUUGUCAAUGGUCAAUAUCAAGUGACUAUCUUUCCCGACUUCGUCAUCAAAGGAGGAAGGAAGAUGUUUGAUCCUGAUCGCUGGAAUGGCCAUAUGGGGUUGGAUAAUCCCGGUAGCAUCCAGUACCUGAAGAAAACUGGUUCCAGGUGUGGCCGCUGGAACAAAGGCGAUACACUCGAUGGUGCCUUUGAGAAGGCACCAGAAGACCCUCAUCGGAAGGGCUAUGCUGAUCCAGCUUACUUCCGAAAUGCGCACUUCACGCAGAAUAUAGCUUCAAAAUACUCUGCAAAUAGAGCUGGAUUCGGACGGACCCAUGGUAGAGAAAUCAUGAUGGAUCUUCAAGCUGAAACUUGGCCACACUGGAUGGACACAUCUCAACACAAAGGCCACUUCCCUAACAACUUGGAUUGCUGCUGCUGAUAUGGCUGCCAUGCUGCUCAAGGCCGUCCAUGAUGGAACCAAAGGGGACGAGCCACCAUACUAUGAACCUAUCAACGAAGUCGACGGCAUGUGGAAGUACAACGUUAACUGGACACAAAUUACUGCCUACCACAAGUUAGUCAAUGCAAAAGUCAAGGCUACUUUACCACAUGUAAAAGUUGGAGGUCCGGCAUAUUCGGGUGGCAUUUCGGGGGUGGACAAACACGAAUUCAAGGUCUGGGGAAAUCUCAUGGAGUUUAUGGACAUGGCGCUCAAGCACCUUGACUUCAUCUCAUUCCACCCUUUCAGUCAUAUGCAAAUCACAGGAGAAUCGCAUUACUUCCAGGGUCCCACUGAAGCCCGUUUUGUUGGGAUAAUAGAUCUAAUUGAAAGUUAUGCUCAUUUGAAAACUGGUAAGGAUUUUCCCAUCAUCUGUUCAGCCUAUGGAUUGGGCGGAAUAUCAGGAGUAGAUAUGCAGAAAGCUAACCCACUGAUCGAUUAUGGAUAUGUCUACCUGCAGAAUGCAGAACUCUUUACCAUGCUGAAUCACCGUGGUGUUGUCGACAGAGCUGUGGUUUUCCUGGUUGGACAUAGCAAUGCUUUUGGACAAAGCAGCAUUAAUUACAGUCUCCUUGACAAAAACAACCACGAGAGGACCCCAGUUGAGGCGUUCCAUUUCUGGCAGGUGCUUUCAAAUCGAAUGACGUAUCUCAGAACAGAUAGUCAGUACCAUGGAGCUGAGAGAGUCGUGGCAUCUCACGCUUUGGUGGAUCAAACUUCUAAAACUGUGGUACUUCUCCUGCAUAACUUUGACAAGAAACAGACAAAGGUCAAGGUCCAGUUUGGUCAUGGAUGGAUGAAUCCAUCCACAGCAAUCAUGUCCUGUGUCCACUUGAACGCCCAAAAGGUUACCAUACGAGACAAGGAAACAACGGUUCAUCUCAACAACGGUGUCGUCACUCUUCCCACUGAGGCAAGCUGCUAUCUCAAGUUCCACUCUGCAUUCGACUUUGCUCACAGCAAGACCAUCACAGAAAUUGUUCACUAUGGGCCAGAUGUUGCUAAGCCAAUACAUCAAAACGUUGUCACCACAAGCAUCAAUGUGGGCCAUGUGAGCAAUGUCCAGUACGCCUAUCUACGAGUCUGCAUCAGCCUCAGUGACAAGAAUGGUAAUCCUAAACCAACAUCGGUGCAGCUGAACGGCAAAUCCCUCACUUCGUAUUACUCCCUUCAUCAGCAAAACAACGGCAAUUACAUAACAGCGUGGACGACGAUUCAAUAUUUGGUUCCUGUCUCGUUUCUGAAGCAGAACCAAAAUGAAGUUAAGCUCCAUUUUGCCAAAACAGGAGGACGGGUGUCAAGUAUCGCUGCUGUUGUCGGGAGUAUCUGAUCAUGCGUGUAAAUUCAAAGAUAUAGAAUAAAUGUAUAAAGAAUGCA
This is a messenger RNA of Haliotis rubra (blacklip abalone), 1958 nucleotides long. RefSeq lists its product as uncharacterized. Lineage: Eukaryota; Metazoa; Mollusca; Gastropoda; Lepetellida; Haliotidae. The transcript has 3 exons. Bases 523 to 1911 code for a protein of 462 amino acids. The record is from RefSeq and is a predicted model, not a curated record.